Messenger RNA from Oppia nitens, 1267 nucleotides. RefSeq lists its product as uncharacterized. The record is from RefSeq and is a predicted model, not a curated record. Lineage: Eukaryota; Metazoa; Arthropoda; Arachnida; Sarcoptiformes; Oppiidae. The coding region runs from base 1 to 1254 and encodes 417 amino acids. The transcript has 3 exons.
AUGUUUGGACAGUUAGCUAAAAGGUUUUCACUGCCACUGAUUAGACUGUGUAUUAUUACUGGUUGUGGUGAUGGUUACUAUAGCUAUCAUCAGUUAUGGCAAUACAAUAAUAGUAGAAAUAAUAAUAAUAAGAAGAAUAAUAGGACAGACAGUAUAUCACUUAUAGACUAUCGGCAGCUACCACGACAGCUAAACAUCGGAACCGGUAGUCAUAGUAGUAAUAGUAUUAAUAAUAAUAGUAGUAGUAUUGGGUUCAGGAGGACAUACCUGUUCGAUGAAGACGACCUGUUCUACGAACAGCAAAAGUUUGUCCGUAUAGUCAUCGAAAACCAUGACUACAACACUGAAAGUUCUGGUACAGGUUUUUUGAUAUGCGGUCAGUUAGCCUCUAUUGUCUACGCUGUUACCUGUGCUCACGUUGCCCAACACAUAACCAGUUGUUUUAUCUACGACCACAGCGACAAUAUAAUAGCUUACGGACAGUUUAUCUAUAGUGAUCCGCAACUGGAUUUAACGCUUAUCCGUUUCAGUUUAUUCAAUCCUUUCCAGCAGACAAUAGCCAUCUCACAGAUGGCCGAUGAGUCCGAUAUUGAAUUUGGUGACGAAAUUAUAACCAUAGGUGUGCCCACUGGCCUCCAUGGAUCGUACGAUUGGUUUCCCGGUAUUGUCAACAAUCCCUAUAGUCAACAGCCGCGCAAUACUAUCGAUCAAUAUAUUCAACUCUACAAUACUGUCGACAUACCGAUGCUUCAGACGAGCGCCGAAAUGAUAGCUGGUAUGUCUGGCGGACCAGUUUUCUCUACCAAUACCGGCAAUUUGGUUAGCUAUCAGGUCAGCGGCAGUCCGUUGUAUCGUUACUUUUAUGGCGGACAAAUCAGUUUAGUCAACGAUUUCUACUUCAAUGGCUUCAACUAUGCCUAUAAUAGGUUUCAUGGCAGACAACAGGAGCACGGCUUAGAUUUAGGAUUGGUAUACUAUGUCGAACAGUUCAACCAGACUAUGGUUGUCAUACACUAUACUAUAGCUGUGCACACGUAUGGCAAUUAUCAAUUGAUGAAUAAUUACUACGAUUGGGGAGUCAUCUAUCAGAUCAAUGGACAGUACAUACAGACCGAACAAGACUUUCGCGAAAUCCUACUGUCGUCGGACAUUGAAAAUCCAUUGUCCGUAACCAUGGAUAUCGGCAACAGUGGCCAAAUGAGCGGUGGGUUUAUUUGGUUUGAUCCACAAAUUAUUGAUUUCAAAAUUGUCUAAAUAAUGAUCUCAA